AUGGACCCGGACGAAAUGAUCGCUGGUACAGAUACACCGCUGAUGCAGGCAUCGUGCACAGACAGCAUCAAGGUUACAACUCUGCUGAUCGAGGCUGGUGCUAACCAGGAUCUGCGUGACGAUGUUGGCCGUACGGCGCUGAUGGGGGCCGCAAUGUUUGGCUGUCUUCGCGUCCUGCAAUGUCUCCUCGACUCUGGUGCUCAGAUGGAUUUGCAGGACAGUCAAGGUUUUUCUGCGAUGAUGUUUGCGGCACUCUACAAUCAAGCUUUUGCUGCAAGUUUGCUCCUGGAUGCCGGUGCUCAACGAGAUUUGCGUGACAACGGUGGCCGCACAGCACUACAAUGGGCAGCUGAAGCUGGUAACGAUGCCAUUGAGCAGUUGCUUCUUGAGCCCUAA
Messenger RNA from Symbiodinium sp. CCMP2456, 396 nucleotides. Lineage: Eukaryota; Dinophyceae; Suessiales; Symbiodiniaceae. The record is from the annotation of a GenBank genome assembly.